AGUUCAUGAAGCUUAAUCCUAUGAAGUUCGUCCCUGCCUUGGUCGACGGCGACGCAGUAAUCGGCGACUCUUACGCAAUAGCAUUGUAUUUGGAGGACAAGUACCCUCAGCGCCCUCUUUUGCCCCAAGACCUUAAAAAGAAGGCCCUGAAUAUCCAGAUAGCAAGCAUUGUGUGUUCUGGUAUUCAACCUCUUCACAAUCUCACCUUGGUGAGAUUUAUCGAGCAAAAAGUUGGAACAGGGGAGAGCAUCCCGUGGGUCAAACAACAGAUUGAUAGAGGUUUCACAGCUGUUGAGAACAUGAUCAAAGGCUGUGCUGGGAAGUUUGCUAUGGGAGAUGAAGUCCAACUGGCAGAUGUAUUCCUUGCACCCCAGAUUUUUGCUGCGGUGACUCGUUAUCAAAUCGACAUGUCGAACUAUCCCACCCUCGCGAGGCUCUACGAUCAAUAUAUGACACACCCUGCAUUUGAAGCUGCGCUCCCUGACCGGCAGCCGGAUGCCCCUUCCUCUGCCUAGACAUAGGCCGGGGGUGAAUCAGUAGUUCUCACUGCUUUGUCUGUACCUGUGUGUGUCCUGUCCCGUUACUUCAAACUCUGUAACAAUAAGCACAGAACUUCCUGCACCAAGUGUAAAGUAACUACUGUAGUCUGUAUCAAAACAGUGAAAUAAUUGUGAUCACUAGCCUUUGGAUA
Molecule: messenger RNA, 691 nt
Organism: Triticum urartu
Lineage: Eukaryota; Viridiplantae; Streptophyta; Magnoliopsida; Poales; Poaceae
Source: RefSeq, a predicted model, not a curated record